AUUCAGGGCGUUCAAGGUCGUGUUAGGGAAAGCGCGGUCAAGUUCAGGAAAUAGAUCACCUGAGAGGACAUUAUAAAGAAGUUCAAAAACCGCGAUAAAAUAUUUUACAUCUGCAACUCCUUUUUCACACAGAGUAGUGAAUUACUGGAAUUCUCUACCAGAACACGUAAUAUUAAUAUCUUCUGUUCAUUCAUUCAAAGCGAAAUCUAACCUCCACAGCGUUACAAAUUUCAAGGAUUAAUCUAAGUCAAUAGACCUGUCUUUACUACUGAAGAUUGAGUUUGCUAAGUAUGAUCUAAAAAUGGAGUACAUUGACAAACUCCCGGAUGAGCUUUGCUGCAAGCCUAAACCUCUCAUCGUAUUUUCCGGUUUGGAUACGGAAAGAAAUCAAGUCCAUCGGUCUAUUUGGAGAGCCUUCAAUACUAGUAAAAGCCAUGACCGAGAUUCAUUUAAAUUUCGCUGCAAAUCAGUCGACCACCAGUUUCCAAAGCCGAAGUACAAGCAACUGGCUUCAUAUGAAUGGCUUAUGCCAAAAGGCAUACUCAAAACUGGUUGGAUGAAAAAACAUCUUGAAGAAAUACCUGCAUUCGUUGCUUUAUUUUACGAUCUAGAUUGGGACGAACCACAGUGGGGAGAAAGGUCAACUGAAUGCGCUCAAAUGGUGGCAACUGUUCGAUCAAAACUUGCUGGUCGUGAAAGUAAAUUAGUGGUCAUUCUUAUACAGAAACGUGCCCCCUUACCUUUGGGUGAAGAUCUUAAUGCCAUGGAUCGAGCUCAAUCUCUUUGUAAUAAGUGUGAUCUUCCUGGAAAGAAUUUGUUUGUUUUGUCGCAUACAAACUUACUUUAUGGAUGCAUUACAAGAUUAGAAGAUGAAUUUCGUGAUAUGGCAGCUAACUACUACCACAAUCAAGCUAAAAAAGUGAAAGCUCACAAGGAUUCACUCAACAAAACUAGUCACCAGUUAUUGUUUGUUCGUCACGAGUUCAAAAUUGCUUUCUAUGCUGAAUUAAAACAAGAUCCAGGAUUAGCGCUGAAACAUUAUCAACAGGCAUAUAAUCAUUUAACAGAAUUGAGAAUGUUAGAUGCUCAUUUGCUAGAGGUGAAAACAGUAGCUGGAUUUAUUAACUACAAGAUAUGCCGCCUGUCUUUUCAAAAUAAUGCAUCUGAUGCAAUAUCACAAUUUCGAAGACAUAUUAAUUUUUUUGCUAAUCUCGUCGGAUUACCACAGUUAGCUUUUGAGCAUGAAGCAUGGAUGUCAAAGCAGUUUGAAAUUCUUGGAGAUCUUUUCCAAGAAGCUAUCAAAUCUAGUCUCACUCCCCUCAUAACCCAACAUCCUGGAUUAUAUUACCAAGAAGCAUCUAGACAUGCUGUUUGCCGUCGUCAGUUAUGUCAAGCUUUAUGCAUCCCUACCGUUAAAGCUGCUGAAAUGAAUGCAGAUGACAGAUUAUACUAUCCUUUGUCAACAGAAUCUAAUGAAUCCACUCUUGGAAUUGACGCCGCUUUCGCUAUAGACAGCGGUCUCUUUGCCGAGGAAAGUGAAUCUUCACCUCAUUUACCGAAUCAUUCUUUAGAAUGUUCCAAAUCAAAACGUACAGCAAUCAACACCGCUGUAGAGUUCGUUCGAGCUCAGUCACCUCUUUUGUUUAAAAAACAAAUUUUUACAGCGGACAGUCCAAACUUAUCAGGCUAUCAUUCACCCAGUCAAGUACCUGCAGUGGAUUGUUUGUCAGCUACAGAGAAAAUAAACGGUCUUGAAUUUUACGGUCAGCGACCUUGGCGCCAAGGUAUUCAAAGUAUUGAACCACCAAAUCCAACAAAAGAACGAGAAGGGAUCUUAAGUUUGCAAAAAGAAGAACUCAAAGUAGAUCAUUCUAGUUUCAUUAUACCACUGCUUGAACAAACUCGAUUACAAUACAAACGAUAUAAAGCUGAACGAAUGAAACUAUAUCCGUGUAUUUUAAUGGGUUCCGAAUAUUAUGAUAAACAGGAUUAUGAUAAGGCUCUCAGUUGCUAUUUAAGCGUAAUCAAUGAAUAUCGUACCGAAAAAUGGUGGUCUCUCUAUACUUUCACACUGAAGCGAAUUGCAACAUGCGCAUAUUUGAUAGCUCAGCCCACAGUUUUUCUAUCCUCAUGUUUGGAACUUCUUGGACCCAAUAGCUUGGUGCCUCUCUGUGAGAAAGUGCAAGUUCAACAAGCAAUUUUUGAUUUCCUUAAGACCGGAGUUCCUAAUCUCAUAAUGUUUUCACCUGAGCUUGAUCAUACUAUAAAAACUAUCGAAGACGGGUGGAAGAAACAGUUAGACUUAUUAAUACAACAUACUUCGAAUACUCAUUCGGACGUCGCACAUAAUGAAUCGGUCAAUGAGAACAAAGUGGAUAUCGAGAAAAAACCACAAAGUUCAACUGAUUCACAUUUUGAUGAAAAGUAUAGAAUUUCAUUGGACAUUACCCGAAUUAAUACAUGUAUACAAUGCAAAGCUUGCUUUUCACAACCAGCAUAUACUUUUGGUCAACCAGUUCAAUUGGCUGUUUUCUUACGGUCCUUUGCUCCUUUACCCAUCCUUAUCCACCAUGUCACUGUGAAUUUUUCUAACAAGGUCGAGUGUCCAACGUCUUCACUUAAUACACCACCUAGUACAAUAAACAAACCUUUGAUAGGAAAUUUUUCAACUCAUCAGACAUCGCAAACAUGGUCGUCUAAGUUUAUUCUGGAUUCAAAAGAAAAAUUCAAAGUGAUUCUGUUAUGCCUUAAUCCAGACGUACUUGGUAACCAAAUUAAAGUUGAUUCAAUUCAUUUGUGUUUAUCACCUUCUAUGGUUAAUUGUCAUAAAGAUAUUAUUGAUGAAUUAAUAUUGUGUACAGUUUCAUGGCAAUGGAAUACAAAAUCAGAUUAUCAUCCUUACGUAAGUGGUCGUAAAACUAUUGGUCAUAAACAUCAUAAUCUAAAGAAACAGCAUGAUGUGUUACAUGAUAAUGUGAAUACCAUUAGUAAUAAUAAUUGUGGUUUAUGGUGCAAAGAGGUUGUUCUUUCAGUGCCAGAACGUCGAAUGCAGAAAAACCCUAUUAAAAUUGAAUCCAAUGGAUUCAUAAUUAAUCAUGGAUUUCCUAACCUUCCACCAGACUGGGAUAUUAUCGACAGUCGAAUUCGAACAGAGAUGCAUCAUCCAUCUUCCGGUUUAGAAAUUACUAUGCCAGAGAAUGUUUGUAUACUGGCGAAUGAAAUUUCUCAAAUAAAGUUAACUAUUCGCAAUCCAACACAAAGUGACUGUACUAAACUUAAUUUAACUGUCCGUUUAAUUCCGAAAGAAAAAGAUUCAACCGAAUUUCCUGACAAUGCUAGUAAUACUUCUACCACUGUAUCAACCACAACAAUGAUUACAAAUCCAACUGUAAUAGAUAAUUAUAUAAUAGUCGGCAGUUCAUCUGAAUUAAUAUCUCAUAUAUCAGCUAAAAAUAAUAAUUCAUCUCAAAAAUCAAGUAGUGCGUAUUUUAUAAAGAAGUUAGACGAUAUCCCGUCAAAUCAAUCUAUAUCUGUGACAAUUUCAUUAUGUUGUUCAUCUCCUUCGUUAGUUUCUAAUAAUAAUCAAACACUUUCAUGUUAUUUGACUUUCUCUACUAAACUUUUACCUUGUGAAUAUCCUGAUUAUUUAUUAUCAUUAUCGGAUUCAUUAACAACAGAAACAACAUUAGUAUAUAAUGUUAUACAUGAAUCUGUGAAAUUAUCUAAUAACAUAGAGCUGUCGAAUAUAAAUAAUAAUUUAGUUCAAAAUAUAAUGGACCAAAAUGCAAUGGUAAUUCAAUGUACUCAGAAUAUUGAAACUAAUAUAACUAUCUUGUCACCAUUUGAAUUAGACUAUAAACUGCUUUCCUUAACACAACAUCCUAUUAAAAGUCUUAUAGUUAACGACGAGUUUUUGUUAUUGUUCAAGUUAACCAAUACAGCUGAUUGCGAACUGGAAAUACAUAAUAUACAGUUGGAAGUGGCGAAUGAGAUAUCGUGUGGAAGUGACUCCCAUAAUACCUGCAUCAAAAACUUAAUUAUGCAAUCCUCAGAAAGUUGUACUGAAUGUCACAUGUUAUUAUUAACAGAAACAAUGAACUCACUCGAAACAAUAAAUCUAGGCUAUAUUACUGUUCAUUGGUCACGUGUGUCAACACAUGAUGAUGAUAAUAUGAAACCGUAUAUUGAAACGACAAAAUUCACCUUACCGACUAUUCCGGUUUUAUCUUUACCUAUUCAAAUUAGUGCUGAACUUCCAGCUUAUGGUGUUAUGCUCACUCCAUUUCCAAUCACAUUUAUUUUAUCUAACAAAACUAUUUAUCCACAGGAGGCUGUUUUUCAAUUAGAAUCGAUUCAUGGUUUUAUGUUUUCUGGUCAACAGAAGCUGAAGUUACGAUUACUACCUGACUCACCUCACUACUUGAAUUAUACACUACUUCCAUUGGUGUCUGGAAAUUUGAAGUUGCCUCGUUUACAUGUUAUGUUAGAACGUUAUGCUACGUUAACAUCAAACACGCAAAAUGAUCAACCUGAUAUACACAUACAAUUAGAAGAAAAUCUCCUACGACAAGUUCCAACACAUCUAAUAGUAAUUCCAUCAACGGAUGGAUUGUUUGAAUCGUCUGAGAAAAAUCCAAUAUUCAAUCAAGAAGAGAUUAAAAAUGUGUAAUACGAUAGAUAGAUAGAUAUAUCUGAAAAUAUUUUAUCUCGCUGUUGUUUCAAAAGUUUUAGUUGCCCUCUUUAAAAAAGCCUAAAGAUGAGCUUAUUUCAUUUGUUUGCUCUAAGUAACUUCUUAUUCCUUGACUUUUUUUUUGUUUAUUAUUAUUACAAAGCAUAAGUACCUUAAUUUUUUACUUUCAAUAAUAAACUCUCCAAAACUUUCGUUCCAUCUCUUUUCCUUUUUUUUAUUCUUUACAAAUAGAAAUGCAUCAUUUUUGGAAUGUUUUUUGUAUCAUAAUUUCUUUAUUCCCAAAUAAAUCAAUAAAAAAAUCUUUUCAAAGUUCUUUACGUUUUUUUUUAAUCUCAUCAGUGGAUUAUUUAAGAUUUCGGUCGCUGUUAUUCAACUUUUUAUUCAACACAUUGCUUUAGUACUGAUUUACGAUUGAUAAAAUAUUAAAACCGAUCGAUAGCUUCUACCGUUGACGUUUUAGAAUUUUACAGAUCCUGUAUUAUUUGAGCAAAAUGAUUAAGUUGUGAAAUCAGAUAUUAAAAUAUCUUCAC
This is a messenger RNA of Schistosoma margrebowiei, 5220 nucleotides long. Lineage: Eukaryota; Metazoa; Platyhelminthes; Trematoda; Strigeidida; Schistosomatidae. The record is from the annotation of a GenBank genome assembly.